Messenger RNA from Nymphaea colorata (pocket water lily), 1986 nucleotides. RefSeq lists its product as uncharacterized. NCBI's taxonomy places the organism in Eukaryota, Viridiplantae, Streptophyta, Magnoliopsida, Nymphaeales, Nymphaeaceae. The record is from RefSeq and is a predicted model, not a curated record. The transcript is spliced from 3 exons. The coding region runs from base 109 to 1698 and encodes 529 amino acids.
UGUCCUCCGAGAAUUUGAGCGGCGAAGUGGAAGUUGGGCGUCACCUGAGAAGGAUAAGCGGUUCCCCCUUCGACUGAAACCGGAAGAACAGGUAUUGGGAGAGAGAAGAUGAUGCACGCAGUGGGUUUGAUGCUGCUGGUGAGCUCGCUGGCAGCGGCGGGUGUUUGGUCUCCUCCGCCGGAGAGAGGAGGAGAGACGGCGUCCACCAGCGGCGAUGUCUUGGUGAAAGAAGGCCACCGUGUAAUCGUCGUCGAGUAUGAGAGGGAGGGCCUCCGUCCUUCCGCAACUCCCCGCCAAGUUGUAGAAGAAAGUGCUUCAGUUGAAAGAGCUAUAGGAGAAUCGAAGGGAGUCGGUGACAAGGUUCAACAGAAGAAAACUCGAGGUGCUUCAGACGAGGAGAAGCUGAAGGAAACGGCAUCGGUUCCCCCUAACCUUGGUCUGGCAGUCUCCCCCGGUGGUGAAGAAACAGAGGUGAAACAGGGCUCGAAGAUCUGUGAUGCCCUUGGUUCCUGCAAGGAGAAGAUAUCGGGAGCAUUUGCUGCCGCGAAAGAGAAGGUUGUAGACGUCCAUGACAAGAUUUCAAGCAGGGCGGCCGAUAUGGAAGCCUCUGCGAAAGAGGCCGCACGAAAGGCAGUGCACGGCGGCGAAGACGUCGCAGAGAAAGUGAAGGACGCCAGCGAAAAACAGAUGGGAGACGUCGUGAGCAGAGCCAAAAGAGUGAAAGAUAGUGCAGCUGAGACUGUUGGAAGUGGUGCUGAAAAAAUCAAACGUGGUGGAUCAGAAACAGCACAGGAGGUGGCCAGAGAAGCGAAGGAGAAGGCGCAGCGCGCCUAUGGACGUUUCGAGGAGAAGGCUCGAGAAGUGAAGGAAAAGGCUCAGGAUGUUUACGGCCGAGCGGAGAAGGCCCGAGAAGCAGGAAAUAAGGUCCAUGAAGCUGCAGAAAGGUCGCAGGAUGCAGCGGCGGAAGGAAAAAGAAACAUCACAGACAUAAUUCAGAGAGGCAGGGAUGUUCUAUACGACGCUGCAAUGUACGCAAUUUCACUUGAGACUCUGGGCUCGUUGAUGCGGCUGCUGCAUUCGCUAGCAUUCUCGGUGGUCUAUGGAACUUGCUUCUGGGUGACGUUCGUGUCGAGCCACGUCCUGGCGAGGGCGUUGCCGAGACAGCAGCUCGGCGUGGUGCAGAGCAAGUUAUAUCCGGUCUACUUCCGGACAAUGACCUACAGCAUCGGAAUCUGUCUGAUCACGCACUACUUGUCUCGCCGGUGGUCGUCUGCGAGCAGAGCCGAUAAACUUCAGGCCUUCAAUCUCCUCGCCUCCCUAGGAUUCGUUCUGGUCAAUAUGCUGUGUAUAGAACCUCGUGCGACAAAGGUGAUGUACGACAGACUGAAGCUGGAAAAGGAGGAAGGAAGAGGUCGUGACAUGGACGACAUGGAUCAAGUGGAGACCCAUGUGACAGCAACUGCUGCUGAUGCCGCAGUCACUGGAAAUGCUGCUGCAGAGGUGACAACCACCAGCGCCGCCCCGCGCAGAGUGGAUUUGGAGAAAGAGGCGGUCAAGUCGCGGCUAGUGAAGAUGAACAAGAGGCUGAAGAUUCUGAACAGCUAUUCUUCUCUGCUGAACAUGGUGGCCCUCAUGGGUCUCACUUGGCAUCUCGUCUUCCUCUCCCAGGAGCAACAUCACCAGCAACUGGGCUGCUAACAGGAGUACCAAACGAGUUCGCUAUCGGUAUAAACAUGUAGACAAAGGACAAUGUGCCAUAUUCCUUUUUAUCUUUUUUCCUUUUUCCCAAGGACAGAUUUUCCCCGCCUCUCAGAUUUUGUAUUUUUGAGGACUGAGGUGGUAGCUUUGGAACUUGUUUUUCUGUAUUGCUUUUUAAUGUAACUCUUGUAUAUUUUCUUUCCUCCUUUUCUCUCAUGGGUGUGUACCCACCAAAAGCACUAAACACUAUGUCCGACCGUUACCUGUACGUUAAAUUUUGUUGUAGAU